Mercurialis annua (annual mercury) is the source of this 3027-nucleotide messenger RNA. Its product is annotated as exocyst complex component SEC3A. Gene Ontology annotation, biological process: exocytosis; Golgi to plasma membrane transport. Lineage: Eukaryota; Viridiplantae; Streptophyta; Magnoliopsida; Malpighiales; Euphorbiaceae. Gene Ontology annotation, molecular function: phosphatidylinositol-4,5-bisphosphate binding. Bases 154 to 2811 code for a protein of 885 amino acids. The record is from RefSeq and is a predicted model, not a curated record. The transcript is spliced from 25 exons. Gene Ontology annotation, cellular component: exocyst; plasma membrane.
GAAAAAACAAAAAAGCCAGCAAAAUAGACACGCUUGCUCGUCUUUCUGUGCAUUUUCUUUCAUUCUAUCUUUUCUGUGCGUCCCUCCCAAUCUGUAGCUGCUGCUGCGGCAGAGAAAUUGGUAGAGCAACUUAAAAGGACAACAAAAAACAAAAUGGCGAAAUCGAGCGCGGAUGACGAAGAGCUAAGGAGAGCCUGUGAGGCAGCAAUUGAAGGCACUAAGCAGAAGAUCGUGAUGUCGAUCCGCGUCGCUAAAAGUAGAGGGAUCUGGGGCAAAUCUGGAAAAUUAGGUCGUCAAAUGGCCAAACCUAGGGUUCUUGCUCUUUCCACAAAAUCAAAGGGUGCACGGACUAAAUCAUUUCUUCGAGUCUUAAAAUAUUCAACUGGUGGAGUUCUCGAGCCUGCAAAAUUAUACAAGCUGAAGCAUCUUUCAAAGGUGGAGGUCAUAGCUAAUGAUCCUAGUGGAUGUACAUUUACCCUGGGUUUUGAUAACCUUAGAAGCCAGAGUGUUGCUCCACCCCAAUGGACUAUGCGCAAUAUUGAUGAUAGGAAUCGCCUUAUAUUUUGCAUCUUAAACAUCUGCAAAGAUGUACUUGCCCGUCUACCCAAAGUAGUUGGCUUGGAUGUCGUGGAGAUGGCACUUUGGGCUAAGGAAAAUACACCUACAGUUACCAAGCAAACUCGUCAGCAAGAUGGAAAGCCUGUUGUGGCUACAGUGACAGAAAGUGACUUGAAAGUGAGUGUUGAAAAGGAACUCGUCUCCCAAGCUGAGGAAGAGGACAUGGAGGCCCUCCUUGAUACCUAUGUCAUGGGUAUUGGUGAAGCUGAGGCAUUUUCGGAAAGGUUGAAGCGUGAACUUCUUGCUCUUGAAGCUGCCAAUGUUCAUGCCAUCUUAGAAAGUGAACCUUUGAUAGAAGAGGUGCUGCAAGGGCUCGAGGCUGCAACAAAUUGUGUUGAUGACAUGGAUGAAUGGUUAGGCAUCUUCAACGUGAAACUUAGACACAUGAGAGAAGACAUUGAAUCUAUAGAAAUCCGCAAUAACAAGUUGGAGAUGCAGUCUGUAAAUAACAAAUCACUGAUUGAAGAACUUGAUAAGCUUCUCGAACGGUUGCGUGUCCCUUCUGAAUAUGCAGCAUGCCUAACAGGUGGUUCAUUUGAUGAGGCCCGCAUGCUUCAAAAUAUUGAAGCGUGUGAAUGGUUAACUGGUGCUUUGCGUGGUCUUCAAGUACCUAAUCUCGAUUCUACCUUUGCAAACAUGCGUGCUGUUAAAGAGAAGCGAGCAGAACUUGAGAAAUUGAAGUCUACUUUUGUUAGGAGAGCUUCCGAAUUUUUGAGAAACUACUUUGCUAGUUUGGUGGAUUUCAUGAUAAGUGACAAGAGUUACUUUUCACAACGGGGGCAGUUGAAGAGGCCUGAUCAUGCAGACUUAAGGUACAAAUGCAGGACAUAUGCUCGCCUUUUGCAACAUUUAAAGAGUCUUGAUAAGAAUUGCUUGGGUCCUUUGAGGAAAGCAUAUUGUAGCUCCCUUAACUUGCUUCUUCGCCGUGAGGCCCGUGAGUUUGCUAAUGAGCUUCGUGCUAGUACGAAAGCGUCAAGAAAUCCAACUGUAUGGCUUGAAGCUUCCACAGGCUCCAACCAAAGUGCACAAACUGCAGAUACGUCGUCAGUUUCAGAUGCUUAUGCCAAAAUGCUGACAAUUUUUAUCCCACUCCUCGUAGAUGAGAGCUCUUUUUUCGCGCACUUCAUGUGCUUUGAAGUUCCUGCGUUGGUUCCCCCUGGAGGUGUUGCUAAUGGUAAUAGAGGUGGAAAUGAGGCCGAUGAUGAUGACGAUUUGGGUAUUUUGGACAUUGAUGAGAAUGACAGUAAAGCUGGUAAACAGUCAGCAGAUCUGUCAGCACUAAAUGAAUCUCUUCAGGAUUUACUGGAUGGAAUCCAAGAAGAUUUCUAUGCCGUUGUCGAUUGGGCAUACAAGAUUGAUCCCCUACGCUGCAUAUCAAUGCAUGGGAUUACAGAGCGUUAUCUCUCUGGUCAGAAAGCUGAUGCAGCAGGAUUUGUGCGUCUCUUACUUGGUGACCUGGAGUCAAGAAUUUCUAUGCAAUUCAGCCGUUUUGUUGAUGAAGCUUGCCAUCAGAUUGAAAGAAAUGAGCGUAAUGUGCGGCAGAUGGGGGUGUUAUCUUACAUACCUAGGUUUGCAACUCUUGCAACUCGCAUGGAACAGUACAUUCAAGGGCAAUCCAGGGAUUUGGUUGAUCAGGCAUACACAAAAUUCGUUAGCAUAAUGUUUGUAACUUUGGAAAAAAUUGCGCAAACAGAUCCGAAAUAUGCAGACAUUUUUCUUUUAGAAAACUAUGCAGCUUUUCAGAAUAGCUUAUAUGACCUAGCCAAUUGUGUUCCAACAUUGGCCAAGUUUUAUCACCAGGCAAGUGAAGCUUAUGAACAAGCCUGCACUCGUCACAUCAGUAUGAUCAUCUAUUAUCAAUUUGAACGACUCUUCCAGUUUGCCCGCAAGAUUGAGGAUUUGAUGUACACAAUUACACCAGAAGAGAUACCUUUCCAGCUAGGAUUGUCAAAAAUGGAUCUCCGGAAGAUGUUGAAAGCGAGUCUAUCUGGCGUUGAUAAGUCCAUCAGUGCGAUGUCUAAGAAGUUGCAGAAAAACUUAACCUCAGAAGAGUUACUACCAUCUUUGUGGGACAAAUGCAAGAAAGAGUUUUUGGACAAGUAUGAAAGUUUUGCCCAGCUCGUCGCCAAGAUAUAUCCAAAUGAAACCAUCCCGUCUGUGCCAGAAAUGAAAGAUCUUCUGGCGUCAAUGUAAAGAAGCUUUGUAGAGGGACAAUUAUGUUGUAUAAUCCUUUAGUUUUUUUUUUUUCUGUUGAAGUAUAGAGGUGCAUUACCCUGAUGUAAUUAUUCCUUUUUGAUCCUCUCUCUUUUUCUAAACUUUCAUCAUUAUUGAUUCAUUGAACAAACUUUUAGAUGAUUUGAAUUGCAUUGUAUGGAACUUCUCUAUAUAAUACAAUCAUCGAUUUGAUAA